AUAUAAGGCUGCCUCUUCGGCACAGCAGUGGGAGUGAGGCUUCUUUCAAAUCAGAGGGGUUGGCAGGAAAUUCCGGGUAGAUAUGCCUGGUUCAGGCAGUGCCUUCAUCCCUACCAUCAACGCCAUCACGACCAGCCAGGACCUGCAGUGGAUGGUGCAGCCCACAGUGAUCACCUCCAUGUCCAACCCGUACUCCCGCUCACACCCCUACAGCCCCCUGCCAGGCCUGGCCUCUGUCCCUGGGCACAUGGCCCUCCCGAGACCUGGUGUGAUCAAGACCAUUGGUACCACCGUGGGGCGCAGGAGGAGAGAUGAGCAGCUGUCUCCUGAGGAGGAGGAGAAGCGUCGAAUCCGGAGGGAGAGGAACAAGUUGGCUGCGGCCAAGUGCCGGAACCGCCGCAGGGAGCUGACAGAGAAGCUGCAGGCGGAGACAGAGGAGCUGGAGGAGGAGAAAUCGGGCCUGCAGAAGGAGAUUGCCGAGCUGCAAAAGGAGAAGGAGAAGCUAGAGUUCAUGCUGGUGGCCCAUGGGCCCGUGUGCAAGAUUAGCCCCGAGGAGCGCCGUUCACCCCCGGCCCCUGGGCUGCAGCCCCUACGUGGUGGGGCUGGUGGAGUGGGCGCUGUGGUGGUAAAACAGGAGCCUAUGGAAGAGGACAGCCCCUCGUCCUCAUCAGUAGGGCUGGACAAGGCCCAGCGCUCCGUCAUCAAGCCCAUCAGCAUCGCAGGGGGCUUCUACGGGGAGGAACCUCUCCACACUCCCAUUGUGGUGACCUCCACACCUGCCAUCACACCAGGCACCUCGAACCUCGUCUUCACCUACCCCAGUGUCCUGGAGCAGGAGUCGCCCGCAUCACCCUCUGAGUCCUGCUCCAAAGCUCACCGCAGAAGCAGUAGCAGUGGGGACCAGUCGUCGGACUCCUUGAACUCCCCAACUCUGCUGGCUCUGUAACACAGUGGACUUCUUCCCAGCUCCGGAGGGGGCCCCAUCACUGCCUCCUUCCCAGGGACCAGCACCUUUCAGCACUCCAGGGCCAUGAGGGCAACAGGGGAAGCCUGCCAGAGAGCUUCCUGGCUCUGGGGAGACCCAAGUGGGAUUUGGCGGUGAGGUGUUAGAGGACCUUGGGAUGAUCUCUUGGAAGUCAUGGGACCUCCACCCUCAUUCGUCUUACAAGCGAAUCCUGUUUCUUGAAAAGCCUUGGAGAACUUGAUUUGGUGGACUCAUACAUCUCUCUGGCUUCUGAAGAGCCUAAAGCUGGUCUGGACCAUUCCUGUCCCUUUAUUAUAACAUUGUCUCUGGAGUGAUGGUGUCCUUCCCCACCCCCACCCAGCAUGCUCAGUGCCUUUUGGUUUCACCUUCCUUCUAUGGUCCCUUCCUUCUUCUAGUGUCAAUUUCACUCCUUCUUGGUUUUUAUCCAAUUUGCCAUGACAUUUCAUCUAGGUGGUCUGAAUAUUAAAGCUCUUCAUUUCUGGAGAUGAGGCAGCAGGUGACUCUUCUGCGGGGACUGACUGCUCCAGAGGGGACAGUCAAUGUGCAAUACAGAACCUUCCCUACCCUAACACUCCCCGGUCCACCACCAUCUCCAGAACCACCAACAGGGCUCCCUGAGCUCACACAGAGAUGCUGCCAUCACAUGGAGGCUUCGAGGACCCUUCCUUCCUGUCCUCAGAGACGGUUCUUCGCGGAGUGACUUGGCCAGAAGACAGGGUGUGAGUGAGUGAGACAGCCAGGGCACAGAUUUGCCAAACGCCUAAUUACCAGGCCAGGAGUAGUGCCAACAAAGCUACACGGUGUGCUAGCCAGCUUUCCUCCACUCCGUGUGUCUCGAGCUGAGCAGGGCGUCUCCUGUAAUUACUGCCUGGCCAUUCUGCCCCUGGACCCUUCCCUCCAGACCAGGCAGGCGCCCCUCCCUAGGAACCACACAUCACUCCCAAGUCCUUGCCUUUCCCCUUCCCUGGCUUUCAGGGUGACGCCACCCACGGAGAUUUAAUGAGCGUGGGCCUAGACCCUCCUCAGAUUGCUGCCAGGAGGCCCCUCCCCAAGCCUCAAAGAAGCAUUUGGUGUGGAUGGAAAAGCAGGGAGGGAAGAGAGAGGCAGGUGUCUGGAUUGGUGUUUGCUGCAGCCUGCACCUGGCUUUCCCUGCCCUGGCUGUUCCCUGGUUUCUGUGAGGCACUGGGCCCUUUCUCCCUUCUCUGGUCAUCUGAUACCUGAUGGAUCCAGUGCUGUCUCUUUUUUGCUACCCCUUC
Orycteropus afer afer is the source of this 2241-nucleotide messenger RNA. Lineage: Eukaryota; Metazoa; Chordata; Mammalia; Tubulidentata; Orycteropodidae. The record is from RefSeq and is a predicted model, not a curated record.